Messenger RNA from Cyphellophora attinorum, 1305 nucleotides. RefSeq names its product putative oxido C1F5.03c. The record is from RefSeq and is a predicted model, not a curated record. Lineage: Eukaryota; Fungi; Ascomycota; Eurotiomycetes; Chaetothyriales; Cyphellophoraceae. Gene Ontology annotation, biological process: retrograde transport, endosome to Golgi. Bases 1 to 1305 code for a protein of 434 amino acids. Gene Ontology annotation, molecular function: oxidoreductase activity. Gene Ontology annotation, cellular component: late endosome; cytoplasm. The transcript has a single exon.
AUGGCCACAUCUACGACCACCAAUGGCAGCCAUAGCGCGGAGAAGAAAGAGAUCGUGAUCAUUGGCGGCGGCAUAAUAGGCGCCACCACUGCUUACUUCCUUACGCGUCACCCUGCCUACUCGCCUUCCACUCACAGCAUCACCAUCCUUGAAGCCACUGGUAUCGCCUCUGGUGCGAGUGGCAAAGCCGGCGGCCUGCUGGCUCUAUGGGCGUAUCCUUCAUCGCUUGUUCCUCUGAGUUUCAAGUUGCACAAGGAACUCGCGAAGGAACACGACGGUGCGAAUCGAUGGGGGUAUCGCGCCCUAGGCGUCGGCCAGAUUGAGUGUGUUGGUCGGAAGAUAGGCGACAGCAACGUUGAGGGAAAGGGAGAGGAGGUCAAGGGAGUGCAUGAUGUUAAUGUCGGCGGCGGUGCUACUGGAGAUGGAAACGUCAGUCUGCAAAAGCGGAGUAAAGACAGCUACAAGCGAUUGCAGAAAAUGGGGCUUCCGGAUGACUUGGACUGGGUGUCGGCGGACGCAGCCAGGGGCUAUGAGGCAAUGGGCUCGGAGAAGGAUACUGCCCAAGUUCAUCCAUACCAAUUCACGACUGCGAUGGUCGAGCUCGCAAAAGAAAAGGGCGCCAAGGUCAUUAUCGGACGGUGUACUGCCCUCGACACCACCUCCAAGACUGUUACAUACACAAGUUCCUCACCGGGUCAGCCAGAUACAGAGACAAGGACGAUUGAAGCAACAGAUAUAAUUCUCACCACCGGCGCCUGGACUCCCACCAUUCUCCCGUCCGUCCCUAUCGGUCACACCCGAGCACACUCCGUGGUCAUCACGCCCUCUCGGCCUGUCUCCGCGUACGCACUUUUCACCUCCAUUUCCUUGCCCCGGGACUACAAGCAAAACCACAAGUCUCGCCCCAUGCACGUCACGCCGGAGAUUUAUGCUCGGCCUUUCAACUCAGUCUAUGCCUGCGGCGAGGGUGAUCACCUCGUUCCACUCCCUGCCACCACAGCAGACGUGGAAGUUGACGACUCUCGGUGUCAAGACGUCAUCGACUAUGUGUCAACUAUCUCGGACGAGCUACGCGACGGUAAGGUUGAGGCCCGGCAGGCAUGCUACCUGCCGAUUGUGGAGUCGGGUGGCGGGCCGCUCGUGGGUCCUACAGGACACGAUGGUGUGUGGCUGGCUGCGGGACAUACCUGUUGGGGCAUACAGAAUGGGCCAGGAACUGGCAAAAUUAUGAGUGAGUUUGUGAUGGAUGGGAAGGUGACCUCAGCGAAGAACAUUGGCGGAUUGGACCCAAGGAGGGUUCUGUGA